AUGCGGCUACAUUGCGGGACGAGAGGAGGGGAGCAGGUAGGAAGUGGAAGGAAAGAGGAGGGAGACGAAGGAACAUUGAGGUGGUGGCGGGUCUCUCUCAGGUCUUCCCCUUCACCCCCUUACGUACCUAUCCACCCCUGCCUGUCGUUCGCUGAUCAUGCUGAUGGCGGCCUGCGGGUGCUGUUCAUGAUUUUGUCGAAUCUUUCGACUGCGAUAGUAUCCGUAGCAAUCUCAACUCUUCCCCUCCAUCCUCUCUCUUGCCUGACCUUUGCUCACCCACCCCGCAAGUCGCGCAGCUGCUGCAGACGUUACACGACAAUCUCUCGACUUGGACUUUUCUCAAUUCGUGGCUUGGUCAUUAUUCCAUUUUCUUCCUUCGCGCAGAGUCUAGUACAGGGCAAAAGUACCCCCAAAAGUGACGCGAUCGCAACCUUCCGACACCUCGCCUUUCUUUCGCCAUCUUUUCGUUGCGCUGACUUGCGCUACCGCUUUCCGACACUUGCCACAAACACCUGCGGCAUAUCGAGCCUACCCUUGCAUUGCGCCCGCAUCCUAACUUUGGUGCCUCGACACCGACCCUAUCUUGAGACCCCUGCGCAUUGCGGAACCUCCCACCGACUACCAUCUCCAAUUGCUCCUUACCUUGUAUCCGUACACGGGUCGACCGAUCCGACCUACGAUUGCCGUUGCCUGUCAGAACCUGUGGCAAGAUUGCGCUUUUACUGUGGCGCCUUAUCACACUGCGACAUCGUCAGCAGCCUCGACGUCUAG
This is a messenger RNA of Colletotrichum tamarilloi, 771 nucleotides long. RefSeq lists its product as uncharacterized. The transcript is spliced from 2 exons. The coding region runs from base 1 to 771 and encodes 256 amino acids. The record is from RefSeq and is a predicted model, not a curated record. Lineage: Eukaryota; Fungi; Ascomycota; Sordariomycetes; Glomerellales; Glomerellaceae.